CAUCAUAGCCAACUUCGCGCGGCGCCGUCACCACAAACCGUCCAUUUGCCAGCGGACGUUCAAAGGAGAAACAACGAGCCACGCACUCGCCUCGCUAAAAAUAAAACAAAAUUCAAGAGUCGUGCCUCCUCCAUUGACCAAAAGUAUUAAAUAAUAAUGACACAUCUGACCAAAAAUUUUGCACGCCCCGAAAAGGCAGAGGAGGUGGCCACCUUCGGCAGUCUGGAUCCCUCGGUUCAAGAACUCUUGAGAGCUGCUUUCGAAGUGCGUCAGCGGGCCUAUGUGCCGUACAGUGGAUUCAAAGUGGGGGCUGCUUUUCGGGCCAAGGUCGGUGGCCAGAUCUUCACCGGAUGCAAUGUGGAGAACGCUGCCUUCACGCCGUGCUCGUGUGCGGAGCGAACUGCUCUGGCGAAGGCCGUAAGCGAGGGAGCCACCGAGUUCUCCGUUGGAGCUGUUUUGGCCUACGAACCCGACGUCUUCACCACUCCCUGUGGCGUUUGCCGGCAGUUUAUCCGGGAGUUUGCCACCGAAGAUAUACCCAUCUACGUGGCCCAGGCAAUCGAUGCGAGGAUUGCGGCAAAGGAGGAAUUUCUACAGGACGACGACCCCGUCCUAUGCACCUCGAUCUUCAAUCUGUUGCCGAGCAGUUUCAAGACCUAUCGAAAGUAAAAUAAAAGCCACCGCGGAGGAAGAGGAUCGGAGAGAGAGUAGGCAGCUAGUUCAAGGUUGGACCACAACCCCUCACACUGCCCCUUGUCAAUAGUAAUCUAUAUAAUUUUAAUCUAAUCACUUGAAAUAAAGAAAAUUACACUACCUAACAA
Messenger RNA from Drosophila takahashii, 821 nucleotides. RefSeq names its product cytidine deaminase. Gene Ontology annotation, cellular component: cytosol. Lineage: Eukaryota; Metazoa; Arthropoda; Insecta; Diptera; Drosophilidae. Gene Ontology annotation, molecular function: zinc ion binding; cytidine deaminase activity. The record is from RefSeq and is a predicted model, not a curated record.